This is a messenger RNA of Nerophis ophidion (straightnose pipefish), 2998 nucleotides long. RefSeq names its product RTF1 homolog, Paf1/RNA polymerase II complex component (gene rtf1). NCBI's taxonomy places the organism in Eukaryota, Metazoa, Chordata, Actinopteri, Syngnathiformes, Syngnathidae. The record is from RefSeq and is a predicted model, not a curated record. The transcript has 17 exons. Bases 112 to 2220 code for a protein of 702 amino acids. Gene Ontology annotation, molecular function: DNA binding; RNA polymerase II C-terminal domain phosphoserine binding. Gene Ontology annotation, cellular component: Cdc73/Paf1 complex.
GUGUGUGAGCCCGCAGAGGGGCAGCUAGCCGGGCUAGCAAGGAGCGGCUAGCAGGCGACAUAAGACGCAACACCGCGGUGCUUAGCAGCUUAGCUCCACUGCGCCUUCGCCAUGGUCAACGUCAAGAAGCGGAAAGGUCGGGUCGUCAUCGACUCAGACUCCGAGGACAGCGCCAGCGACGACAACUUAGACGAGGAGUUGCUGUCCUUGGCAAAGAGAAAGCGCGUCGACUCCGACGAGCCGGAAGAGCCGGUGAGCAAACCGGCGGCGUCCACCGAUUCCGAGACAUCCGACAGCGAUGAUGAGUGGACUGUGGGGGGCACCAAAGGCAAAAAGAAAGUUAAACCAGGGAAGGGUCCCGAGAAGAAGAAUGCCAACAAGAAGAAGGUUCAUAAAUCCACAGCGUCUGGGAGCUCAGAUGGAGACGGCUCAGGGGAGAGCUCUGCACCUGAGGAGGGUGAGGUGUCAGACUCUGAGAGCAACAGCUCCUCGUCCAGCUUGGACUCUGACUCCUCGGAGGAUGACGUCUUCCGGGACGGCUAUGACGACGACCUGAUGGGCGACGCUGAGGACCGAGCCCGGCUGGAGCAGAUGACCGAGAAGGAGCGAGAGCAGGAGUUGUUCAACAGGAUCGAGAAGCGAGAGGUGCUUAAAAGACGAUUUGAAAUCAAGAAGAAACUGAAGACUGCAAAGAAAAAGGAGAAAGAAGAGAAGAAGAAGAAGCAGGAGGAAGAACAAGAAAAACGGAAACUAUCUCAGGUUCCAGACACACAAGUGGUGACGUCCCACAACAAGGAAAGACGAUCCAAACGUGACGAAAAACUGGACAAAAAGUCCCAAGCCAUGGAAGAACUCAAAGCGGAGCGUGAGAAGAAGAAGAACAAAACAGCAGAACUUUUGGCCAAACGAGAGCCGCUGAAGACCAGUGAGGUCUACUCGGACGACGAAGAGGAGGAGGAGGAAGAUGACGACAAGUCGUCGGUCAAGAGCGACAGGAGUUCGCGAUCUUCCUCAUUUGAUGACGAUGACGAAAAGGAGGAAACACCACCAAAGUCUCAGCCCGUUUCGCUGCCAGACGAACUCAAUCGGAUCCGCCUGUCCCGACACAAGCUAGAACGCUGGUGCCACAUGCCGUUCUUUGCCAAGACUGUGACGGGUUGCUUUGUAAGAAUUGGGAUCGGUAACAACAGCAGUAAACCAGUUUACAGGGUUGCUGAAAUUGUGGAUAUCGUGGAGACGGCAAAGGUUUACCAAUUGGGGUCCACCCGGACAAACAAAGGACUACAAUUACGGCAUGGUGGCGACACACGUGUUUUUAGGCUGGAGUAUGUAUCAAACCAGGAAUUCACAGAAAAUGAGUUCAUGAAGUGGAAAGAGGCGAUGAUCAUCGCAGGAAUGCAAGUGCCGACGUUAGACGAGGUCACCAAAAAGGAGCAGUCCAUUAAAGAAGCCAUGAACUACAAGUUCAACGACAAAGACAUUGAGGAUAUCGUCAAAGAGAAGGACCGAUUCCGAAAAGCACCACCAAACUACGCUAUGAAGAAAACUCAAUUACUUAAGGACAAGGCCAUGGCAGAGGAGAGUGGUGAUGGGGACAAAGUGAAAGUCAUCCAAGACGAGCUGAACGAGCUGGAAGAGCGGGCAGAGGCCCUGGACAGACAGAGGACCAAAAACAUCUCUGCCAUCAGCUACAUCAAUCAGAGGAACAGAAGCUGGAACAUAGUGGAAUCUGAAAAGGCUCUUGUGGCCGAAGGACAAAAUUCCAAAAACCAACAAAUGGAUCCUUUCACUCGGAGACAAUGCAAACCCACCAUGGUGUCGAAUGCCAGAGACCCGUCUGUCCACGCAGCUAUUCUCGCUCAUCUGAACCAGAAGUACGGCUCUGGCUCCUCGCCCGAUGCUUCUGCUCUGGAUAAGAGCAAACAGGUGAGAGCGAGUUUAGGCAUUUUUAAAGUACCGCUUCCAUUUUAUCCACAAUCCUCCCCACGUUUGUCACAGGAUUUGACGGACGCCAAGGACAAAGACGUACCCAAGCCAACCACUGACCUCUCAGAAGACUUGUUCAAAGUUCACGAUUUUGAUGUGAAGAUAGACCUCCAAGUUCCCAAUUCAGAAGCCAAGUCUCUGUCCGUCAGUUCCAACGCUCUGCCGGUGAAAGACGGCGCCCCCCGCAGGUCUCUUAACCUGGAGGACUACAAGAAGAGGAGGGGCCUCAUCUGACCACAACACCUUGGAAGAAAACCACACUGCAUGAGGAGGAACAGGCUGUGAAAGAACGUGUGUGUGUGUGUGCGUGCGUGUGUGUGUGUGUGUGCGCGUGUGUGUGUGUGUGUGCGCGUGUGUGUGUGUGUGUGUGUGUGACAAUACAACGGACUUUUUAUCUGAACAGAGGACAUACUGAUCAAGCAUCACUUUUCUCAAAGGAAACACAAUAUUUGUCUUUUUUUCAGCAUUUUUUUUUUUAAAUGUAACUCUUCCUUCUGCAGUCUUUUUUUUUUUUUUUUGAUUGGAUUCCGCACUGAUGGAAUAUGGCCCUGAACAAGAAUGCUAUGCUACAUUGUUAAUGUAUUGUUACUGGACACGUCAUGGCUUUGACCAGCGGGGAAUAUUCAUUUAAAUCUACUCACCCCAGUCCUCCUGACUUUCCUUUCUGCAAACCCAGCUCUAAUGUCCCAAGAGACCUCAACUGAAUAAAUGACAUGUACUUGGAAUAGAAUGUUUGGUACAUAUCACGGUUGCCUGUCUAUUAAUAAGGUUUUGAAACGGGCAGAUUGCAGAAGAAAGGUGAUUUCCCUUUUUCAAUGGAUGUUGCUUCAUUCCUAUUGUGUAUUUCUCCUUUUAGGUUGUUAAGGAUAAAAAACACCCAUGUCCUUAAAAACCCAGAGCAGAUUCUAUUUGUUAUUGUCAAUAGUCAGUUCCUGUAUUGAUGUGGCAUGCCAUGUAAAUAAACAUUUUGGAGUGAGUGCAGGAAAAAAAUAAAAAGGCACUGUUUCAUAUA